Punctularia strigosozonata HHB-11173 SS5 is the source of this 650-nucleotide messenger RNA. RefSeq lists its product as uncharacterized. Lineage: Eukaryota; Fungi; Basidiomycota; Agaricomycetes; Corticiales; Punctulariaceae. The record is from RefSeq and is a predicted model, not a curated record. The transcript has a single exon. The coding region runs from base 325 to 573 and encodes 82 amino acids.
GGGAAUCUCUCCUGGCGCUACCGGAUGCGUCUGCUCUGGUUAGCGAAGCCGUUUUCCACUCACGCGUUGAGUUUGUGGCCAGAACUCUCCAGACGUAGGGUUCUAGGGGUGUCGCAUCACUGGGAGGGCAACAUCAAGACGGCAUACUCCUUGCUGGUGUGAGCUCCCCUGCGAUUGGGUCUGGAACCUCGAACACAGCCUCUACUUAUGUGUACGGACAAUGGUGCAGAGCGGGCGGGAUUGGCAGCUCUCUGUACCAAAUACGGACAAUGAACGUGAGCCACAAGAUCAUAACUACGCAUCCUCGACCGAACCUCGAGGCAGAUGCACGUUCACACCCUCGAUGCACUUCCCCAGGUCCAUGGGCAUGCAUAUAAAAGGGACGAGGCCCGAGCUCGCUCUUCCCUUCGACUGACCGAUCUCGUGUUACUGCUGUUUUCUCUUUCGCUGUCUUCCGUCUACUCUGUUGCACUCAAUCUCCGCACCAGGCACAGAACCGUCUUGUUGCUGUAUAUCGCAGAACCUCAGUACCACAAGCUCAAGCUAUGGCGUACACUCCACGGCCCGGGAUGACCCCACAUUCCUAUUCCCAACCUCUCUAUCCCCACACCCCUGGCCCAGGUGUCCCUUACCAGACGUCCAGGGUCUCC